CUCUUUACCGUACAGUCAAAGCGGAGAGAGAAGCACGGAAACGCCCGACACCCUCCAAACUAAUUCAACAGGGCAAAGGCAGAAGUAACUGGAGGGACCGAACGCAUCCGUGAUUUGUUUGUGGAAAUAGCGGCGCUCAUGGCGGCAGCUUGACUCUUUUCGGAGGGUCACUUGAGUGGAUUUUAGUGGGGAAAAACUCGCGUGUUGGAUGUCAGUCAGAAGAAUGAUGGAUGCGCUCAGAUUGUCGACCGCUCUUCUUCUCCUUCUGUCUUUAUGCAGCUUUGGAAGCGCUAUACAGUUUCCCGACUCAUUUCUGACCCGGAAAUGGGCAGAAAAGAUGCAGGAAGACCUCGUGCAGUUGAUCGAUACUGAGAGCGGUAUAAAAGAGCUCAAAAAAGUUUUCAAUGAUUUUCAGAGACAUUAUACUGUGAGGCAAAACAAUCCUCGACAACUGGUGGAAAAAGCAUCACAUGAAAUUGAAGAAUUUCUAGCCAAUCGCUCCAAAGCUCUAGAAGCGCUGGCGACCGCUGCCGAGAACCUGCAGAAGGAGCACCAGUGGAAAGAAGAUCUUGAUGUGAAUGAGACCAUCUACUACAAUGCCAAGGACAAGUGUGAUAAUCUGACAGAACCAAGGAAGAACCAGCUCAUACUGGAUUUCACAGAAGAUCCUGCUUUCAAGCGGCCCGUUUCAUACAACACCACAGCAGUGCACAUUCCUACUGAUAUCUAUGAGGGCUCCACUAUCAUCCUGAAUGAGCUGAACUGGACGGCGGCUCUGGAUGACGUCUUCAGGAAGAACAAAGAGGAUGAUCCAUCGCUCCACUGGCAGGUGUUCGGCAGUGCAACAGGCCUGGCACGAUAUUUCCCAGCUUCCCCUUGGGUCGACUCUAAAAACAAGAUUGACCUGUAUGAUGUGCGCCGCAGGCCCUGGUAUAUUCAGGGUGCAGCUUCACCUAAGGACAUGCUGAUCUUGGUGGACGCGAGUGGAAGUGUGUCAGGCCUGACGCUGAAGCUCAUUCGCACCUCAGUCAGCGAGAUGCUGGAGACUCUCUCAGAUGACGAUUACGUCAACAUCGUCUCUUUCAACAAUUCAGCCAAGUCGGUGGCCUGUUUUGAAAACCUGGUCCAAGCGAACGUCCGCAAUAAGAAGACUUUGAAGGAGGCAGUUCAGAAGAUCACUGCCAAUGGCACCACUGACUAUAAAAUCGGCUUCAAGGAGGCUUUCAACCAGCUGGCUUCUAUGAAUGUUUCAAGAGCAAAUUGUAAUAAAAUCAUCAUGUUAUUCACUGAUGGAGGGGAGGACAAAGCUUCAGAGAUCUUUGAUGAGUACAACUCUGACAAGAGGGUUCGAAUCUUCACCUUUUCUGUGGGCCAACAUAACUAUGACAAGGCACCAAUACAAUACAUGGCUUGCCAUAACAAAGGUUAUUAUUAUGAGAUCCCAUCGAUUGGAGCCAUCAGGAUCAACACGCAGGAGUACCUGGAUGUUUUGGGCAGACCAAUGGUGAAAGCAGACAAGAAAGCUAAAAAUGUGCAGUGGACCAACGUUUAUGUGGAUGCUUUGGAAUUGGGCCUGGUGGUUACAGGAACUCUUCCAGUGUUCAAUAAGACCAGGACCAGUCGAGAAAAGCCUAAGGGUAAGAACCUGGGUCCGAGUCAGAUGAUUUUGGGAGUGAUGGCCAUAGACGUGUCUCUGGACGACAUCAAGAGACUGACUCCACAUUACACUCUUGGGCCAAAUGGAUAUUACUUCGCCAUCGAUCCCAACGGCUACGUCCUACUUCAUCCCAACCUUCAACCAAAGGAUCUCAAGUCUCAGGAACCUGUGACGCUGGACUUCUUGGAUGCUGAGCUGGAGGAUGAAGUCAAAGUGGAUAUCAGAAGAAGCAUGAUAGACGGUGAAAGAAGUCAAAUACGCUUCCACACACUUAUGAAGUCACAGGAUGAGCGUUACAUAGACAAGGGCUUUAGGACAUACACUUGGUCUCCAGUCACUGAUGCAGAUUACAGCCUUGCGUUAGUUCUGCCAGAUUACAGCAUGAGCUACAUCAAGGCCACUAUAGGAGACACCAUCACUCAGGCCAAAUUUUCUGAAAGUCUGCAGGUGGACAAAUUCGAGGAGUAUGGAUUUACUUUAAUAGCGCCAAGAGAUUACUGUGAAGACCUGAAGGCUCAGAGUGAAAACAUGACACAGUUCCUCAUCGACUUCAAUGAGUACAUCGAUGUGAAGACCCCAAAUGACCCACAGUGUAAUAUGGACUUAAUGAAUCGACUACUGUUGGAUGCUGGCAUCACCGCUGAACUGGCCAAACACUGGAACUCUAAGACCUUGAAUGACAGAAUCAAGGCUAAGUUUGUGGCGACAGAUGGCGGAGUCACUAGAGUCUAUCCCGCAAGUGCUGGUACAGAAUGGACCGGACAGGCCGAAACAUAUGAGUCCAGUUUCUACAAGAGAAGCUUGGACAAUGAUCUCUAUGUAUUUACACCACUGCCAUUUACAGGAAAUAAAACUGAAGAGUCAGUUUUAGUGAGCAGAGCAAUGGACUUGAGGAUCGAUGAAUUUUGGCUAAAACCAGCAGUUGUCGGUGUGAAACUGGAUGUACAAUCUUGGAUGGAAAGCUUUAUGAAUACCACAAUUACGCCUAAAUGUGAAGGUGAAAUAUGUGGAUGCAGAAGGAAUGAUGAGUAUCUGGACUGUGUUCUUCUAGACGAUGGAGGAUUCCUCGUCAUGGCCAAUCAGGAUAAAUACAUUGAUCGGAUCGGAGAGUUUUUUGGCGUGAUUGACCCCAGCCUAAUGAGAAAUCUGAUGAACGUUUCCCUGUUCUCUGUCAACAUAACCUACGACUACCAGGCCCUUUGCGAACCCACCAGAGAAUCUAAAGCCGCCGCUGGUCUGAGAUCAGUCUAUGUGCCCACCAUAGCUGAUAUCCUGAACAUUGGUUGGUGGGCUUCUGCAGCAGCCUGGUCAAUAAUGCAGCAGUUGUUCGUCAGCAUCACAUUUCCUAAUUUCCUUGAGGCAGUGGACGUAAGUGAUGAGUCUGAAACACCUUCUAAAGAGAGUUGCAUUAAAGAGCAGACGCAGUAUUUCUUCGACAGCAAUGACACAACUUUUAAGGGGACUGUUGAUUGUCAGAACUGCUCCAGGCAGUUUAUAGCUGAAAAGCUUAUGAAGACAAAUCUGGUGCUUAUUGUUGCUGAUACAGAGAUGUGCAGCCAGAUGUGUGAGGAAAAACCAUUUUCCCAAGAAGAAAAGCCUUCCCCUGGUCCAGAUCCCUGCAUGAUAUCGCAGAGCCCACGGUAUCGGAAAGGUCCGACGGAAUGCUUUGACAACAACGCCAAUGAAAAUAAUGAGCCAUGUGGAGGGGCAUCAGGUCUGACUCCAUCUCUCGUGUCCAUGGGCAUCCUCCAGCUGCUGCUGCUCUGGCUUCUGAUUGGACGAGGACACUGCCUCUCGUGACCUCAUCACACAGAGAAGCCACCACACCCCCUGUACGAUGCCAAAACACAGACCACAUCUGAACGCUCAUUCGGACUCGGCCCAGCACAUGGAGGGAGAUCCUUUGACCCAGGAAGUACAAAACCGACACCUCGAUCACUCACAGUCUAUAAGGUCAAAGUAGGUCAGCGAUGAUAAAUGAGCAGCGAACUUUGACAUUUGGCCUCUGAGGUCGGACUCUCUCCACAUGAGCGACAGGGUGGGCAGGUUUACCUGGGUGGGCGUAUGUCUACAUCCCGCCUUUAUAACAAAAAAGUAAUGAUCCAAUUGCAACACUGCCAACCAAAGUUUUGCCCUUUACCGGUCUGAUGCCUUUUUGUCCUCCGAUAUAUUUACACGGCUAAUUUCCUCAGAAUUACAAACUGUUUAUAUGUGACUUUUACGGCCUUGUCAUUGAGAUAUUUAAUGGAGCCCUCCGGGUCACCUCAGAGUCCAACCUUCUUUGUGGUCUGCAGCCCAUUACUGAAAAAAAGGGGGACAAAUGAGCAAACAACCCAAUGGAAAAAGUUUUGUUUUUCCCAGUGGUGUCCACCUUUGUGCCUCGAGAAUAUCGGUUUCAUUUCCGACUGAACAAUCCCUCCCUCCUUCUCUUCAUUCGAUACCCGUAUUCGCUAUCUCAUGCUCAUUUUUAGUGCAUUAAAACGUGCACCGCUGCCAAACGUUA
Messenger RNA from Danio aesculapii, 4160 nucleotides. It is a transcript of the gene cacna2d1a, whose product is annotated as calcium channel, voltage-dependent, alpha 2/delta subunit 1a. The transcript is spliced from 38 exons. Gene Ontology annotation, molecular function: voltage-gated calcium channel activity. NCBI's taxonomy places the organism in Eukaryota, Metazoa, Chordata, Actinopteri, Cypriniformes, Danionidae. The coding region runs from base 209 to 3457 and encodes 1082 amino acids. The record is from RefSeq and is a predicted model, not a curated record. Gene Ontology annotation, cellular component: L-type voltage-gated calcium channel complex.